AAAGACUGUGGGACGGAGUCAGCGAGAAAAUCGAGCGUGCCGCGGAAGUGGAGUGUCGGUCCAGAUUCGUCGUUGUUUCUUGGUGACUGGAUUUGUCGCAGCCUCCUAGGAUAUCGCAGAAUCCCGGCACGUAUCGUAUGAUUCGUAUGGCGUAAGAUCAACCCUCUGGGGGUGAGAGAAUUUCGGGAUUUGGACGUUGACCUGAAAAAAAGCACACAACAAUGUUGGAUCCAUUCAACAUCACUUUGAUACCGAAAAUUCCAAAGUAAGCCUAACAGCAACAUGGUGGCAUCAAGAAGUUAUUUACCCCUGACAUUUCUAUUUAUACUCCAAACAACUUCGAUGCAGUGCCAAGAUGAGAAGAAAAAAGGAGACGAAUUCAGCGCAGACACAAACGAAAUAAAAGACAUACGUCCAUUUAGCAAUACUGAAGAUGAACAUUUCAAAGACAUUUUCGAUGACUUUUACGGUGCUAACAUAAGAUACUUCAGAGGGCCUAGAAGUGUUCCGGAAAGGAGUAUAGCCAGCAUAAGGAAAAGACUGAAUGAGGAGAGGAAGAGGGAUGAAAUCAUGGCGGCUGAUGCUCUUCCUAGGAUGGAGCCCAAUGACACUGGGCUAGUCAAGCAUGGGACCACUGAUAUGGAUGCAGGAUAUGAACACGCCAUGAACAGCGAGCAGCUGUACAACAAGCAAACGGACAAGAUCAGGCAGCUCCAUCUGCAGCACUCCGUAGAACAGCCGGGCGAGUUCGAGGCGGGCAUCGACUGCGACUUCGAGAACGACUGCCUGUGGACGUGGCGCAAGGACGUCGCCAACGGGUUCUUCAUCGCCGCUGGGGGGGCCGAAGGGGGCGGGCCGGCGGCCGAUGCUGACCAAAGGGAGGGCGGAAGUUUCCUUCUACUAAGGCUUCCCCUCGAAUCGACAGAAUUCCACGUGACCAGUCCUCAGUUCAGUCCUACAACCACGUCUUGCAAACUGGCCUUGUGGAUUUACCAGGAACUAAUGGACGGAGGCUUCAUACGAAUUGUCGGAUACAAAUCUGAUGAUAAUACACAGUGGCUGGUUAAAAGUAUACCUGGCGACAACAGCAAGAAGUGGCGAAAGUACGACAUGUCAGUAGGAAAAAUCUCGAAGAAUUUCACGAUCAUCUUGGAAGUGGUACCGUCUGAAAAUAUGGUGACAGGAGCGACCGUCGCCUUCGACAAUAUCCAGUUGUUCCACUGCUACCACAAAAAUGACGAUACUUGUUCGUCUAUGCAGUACAAAUGUAAAGCCACGACGACUUGCAUCAACAGUACCAGCAUCUGCGAUAUCACCAAGGACUGUCUUCAUGGAGAUGAUGAAACACAUAAUUGCGACCAAAUGCCGUACGGUUCGAGAUGCAGCUUCGAAGAGGACUGGUGCGGGUGGGAGAACGUCGACGUCAAGUCGCUGGAGUGGGCGCGCCACAACGGCUCCACGCCCACCAAUUUCACCGGGCCCAGCUUCGAUCACACGUUCAAGAACGGCAGCGGCAACUAUUUGUACGUGAACAUGCUGAAGGAAAACGCCAAGUUUGCCACGGCUGCCACGCUCAGAAGCGUCGAUUUCAAUCCUCCACCGAGGGUGCACGGAAAUUUCUCCUCGAGGUUUUAUAAUUCCUGUGCGAUUAGAUUCUACUUGCACAAAACCGGUAAGCACAAGAGCGCCAUCUUGCUGCAAGUAACCGAGUUGAGGCCUUCGGAAAAUGUGUCCAUGGAGAUGCUGUGGAGCUUCAAUGACCACGGUGACCAGUGGGUUAGACAAGUCUUCAUAUUACCCAACAUCACACACAGAUAUUUCAUACAUUUUCAAGCGAGAAAAGGCAUCAGGUACAUGAGCGAUAUUGCCAUAGAUGACGUAUCUUUGAGUCCGGAAUGCUUUGGCCUGAAUAUUCCCAAAGAAGAACUGCAAGGUUAUAAUUAUUGGGACGUCAGAGCGGGUCUAUCUCCCGAUCAAGAAACCCACAAAGACUUCGUUAAUAAGACAUAUUAUGAGAUAAGAACUUGCAAUGCCAAAGGGAGAUUUGGGCCAACACAGCCUGACUGUACUAAGGCGUAUAACGGUACUCAAAUCAAUGUUAGAGUUGUGCAUGAGCCUGGUUUGACUGGAGUGCAGAAAUGGGUAGUGCCUAGAGACGGAUACUACACAUUUAUACUGAGUGGUGCGAGCGGUGGAAGAGGCAGUUCGGCUAUGGGUUCUUCUAGAGGGGCAAUGAUCAGAACGAUAUUCGAUAUGAAGAAAGGCCAGGAAGUCUUUAUGUUGGUUGGCCAAGAGGGAACCAGCUCUUGUGUUAAGAGUCUUGGUACGCUGAGAAACUCUUCUUGUCGCUCAAAUCAUGUUUUUCGCUCUGGAGGUGUAAGAGGUGUAUUAUGGAUAGAUAUCAACGACAGCGGAGGUGGUGGUGGUGGGGCAACUUAUAUCUUCAUGCGGAAUCGUACCAAGGAAAAGAUACCUCUAGCCGUAGCAGCCGGUGGAGGUGGUCUGGGUUUGGGCCGUUUCAGCGUCGAUAACGUUCAACAACAUGGGCAAGCCAUCAAUAAAUCGCGACUGCCGUUCACUGGGAGAAUGUAUGGACCCAAGAGCGCCGGAGCCGGCGGCGGUUGGAACAUGUUCGCCGGCCUCGUCGAUCCCGAGCACAAGCCGAUGAUGGGCAGCUCGUUGCAGGCGGGCGGCAUCGGGGGCAAGGCCUGCUACAACUCGACGGACAGCAGGGGGGACGGCGGCUUUGGCGGGGGCGGCGGCGGUUGCAGAUAUGGUGGCGGAGGCGGCGGUUACGCUGGUGGCGACGCCCCCUCGCACGACUCCACCAACGGCGAGGGCGGCUACUCCUACUUGGACACCUCGCGCGCCGACCCGCGUCACUCCGUCGUCCAUGCCGGCUUCAAUACCGGCGCCGGGUACGUCGUCAUCGUGCCGGAGAUCGACGGCUGCGAGUGCGACUACAAGUGCGCCGCCUUGGACGAGAAGAGGUCGGAGGUGACUUGUAUAUGUCCGGCCAGAUGGCAGCUCAAGGAGGACAAGAAGACCUGCCAACCACUAGAAAAGCCGGUAGCUGAUGUGCCAUAUCCAACAUGGUUCGUGGUAGUACUCAUCGUUACCGUUUUCUGCUUAGUUGUGGCCUUUGGAGCAGUAUUUUUCGUUUUAUAUAACCGGUAUCAGCAACGAGCGACAGGUAUAAUGAGAAGAAAGAUGCUGUCCAGUCAUGAGCUACAACUGGACAGGCUCAGGAUGGCAUCGGACAGCAUGAUGACAGAAUACAACCCCAAUUACGAGUUCGGCGGGAUAGUGUACACCCUCAAAGACCUCAAAGAUAUUCCUAGAGACCAGCUGAGAUUGGUCAAGGCUUUGGGCCAAGGCGCUUUCGGCGAGGUCUACCAAGGCUUCUACCGCCAGAGGCCUUGCGACACCGUGGAAAUGCCGGUGGCAGUGAAAACCCUGCCGGAAAUGUCGACGUCGCAGGCGGAAAUGGACUUCCUCAUGGAGGCCCUCAUCAUGUCCAAGUUCAACCAUCCGAACAUCGUCCACUUCAUAGGCGUGUGCUUCGACAAGCAUCCCAGGUUCAUCGUGCUGGAGCUGCUCGCCGGAGGGGACCUGAAAAAUUUCCUGAGGGAGUCCCGGCCUGAACCUGAGAAAGUCAGUCUUCUCGGCAUGAAGGACCUGAUUUUGAUAUCUAUAGACGUGGCGAAAGGAUGCAAGUAUCUGGAAGACAACAGGUUCAUCCACAGGGAUAUAGCGGCGAGGAAUUGUUUGCUGACCACGAAGGGACCUGGAAGAGUCGUCAAAAUCGCGGAUUUCGGCAUGUCCAGGGAUGUUUAUAGAUCGGAUUACUACAGGAAGGGCGGCAAAGCGAUGCUGCCCAUAAAAUGGAUGCCACCGGAGGCAUUUCUGGACGGCAUCUUCACCAGCAAGACGGACGUGUGGUCGUUCGGCGUGCUGCUGUGGGAGAUCAUGUCGAUGGGGUACAUGCCGUAUACGGGGUGCGCCAACAGGGACGUGAUGCAGCUGGUGACGAGCGGCGGCAGAUUGGACCCGCCGGCCAACUGUCCGGGUCCCAUAUACGGUAUAAUGACCCAGUGCUGGCACCCAACGCCAGAGCAAAGACCCACCUUCGCCACCAUCUUGGAAAGGAUGGGUUAUUGUGCGCAAGACCCGAACGUGAUGAGUGCGCCGUUGCCGGUUUUCCAACGUCCGCCAUCUUACGAAAGAGACACUACGGUCAUGAGACCGACGACGUCGGAAGAAAAUUGUCUACAGGUGGUACCAACAUCUUCCGACUAUCUGAUACCAAACCAUACCAACCCCACCACGCCCGACCAAAUCGAAUCGACCUCGUCGGUGGAGAAAUUACUGCCCGACAGCUCUGACAACUGGGAAACCUCUUUCAUCAUGCCCAAUUCGAGGUCCACGCAACCGCUGCUGAUGGACAACAGCAGGGAGGACGAGGGUGCAGUCACCUCUGUGGACAAACUCCUAUCUAUUGACAACAGCACAACUAAUUUGAAAGUAUCGCCGAUAUCUCUGCCCAACGCCAUUCUCACCCCUAGCAGUCACAACAACAACACGAAAUCGGAGAGCACCCUGAAAUCGGGGGUGUCUUUGGAUGCUGGGGCCUUAGCCAAACAGGUGAUGACGUCACAGAACAAGACUCCCCUGCAACCCAAGAAAUACGCGAAUAUCAAUACGGGGGAGGGGGUUACUAGCAAUGGGGUGCUGCAAAACGAUCCGUUCUCGAAUCACAUUGCAGCCGGUACGAAGACUGAGACACCAAUAUUAGUUGGUCUGAACCAUACGCCGUUUAGAAAUAAAAUGAGUAAUAAAAAGUAUAUCGCCCUUCACCAGUCCAAGGAAUUACCGCGAAAUCGAAAUACAGUGAAAUUUGGGUAG
Phaedon cochleariae (mustard beetle) is the source of this 4905-nucleotide messenger RNA. Lineage: Eukaryota; Metazoa; Arthropoda; Insecta; Coleoptera; Chrysomelidae. The record is from the annotation of a GenBank genome assembly.